UGCUCCAACUCUGUGGCCGCUGACUGGCUCAAACAAAGAUAGAAUCUCCUCCCAUAAGAUACCAAAUGGCAUCUCAAGUUAACCACAAAGAAGAGACAUUUGAUUCUCAUUUUCCAUGGAUUCAUCGAGAUAAUUUCCCCCCAGCAACACAAUUGGGAUCCAAAUCAAAACCUUGUGCUGCUGUUCCUAUUCGUUCUGUUGCUCCGACAGGUGAACAAAAUGUGGAUGUCAAGUUCAAGGCCAAAUCACAGAAGAUGAAGAAAAACAAGAAAACAUCUAUGAAUGGAAUUCGUGAAACUGUAUCGGAACUUUUGAAAGAGAAACGGUUUGAAAAUAAGUCUUCUGCCUCUAAAAAACCUAAAGGAGAAGCUAAAUGUGGAGAAGCCACUGUAACAAAGAAUCCGAGUUCAGUUUACGGUCGAGCUAGUGCUGAUUUUUCUGGCCUGCCACAGCCGUUUUGUUCCUGUACAGGUGUUUCUAGACGGUGCUACAAAUGUGGUGGUGGGUGGCAAUCAUCAUGCUGUACCACCUCCUUAUCUGAGUAUCCGCUCCCAUUCAAUCCCUCAAAGCCUGGGAAUCGUAAGGCUGGGAGAAAAAUGUCUAAUGGAGCAUAUAAUAAGCUUCUGUGUACACUUGCAACUGAAGGUCAUGAUCUUUCUAAUCCAGUUGACCUGAAGGACCAUUGGGCAAAACAUGGUAGUAAUAAGUUUAUUACUCUCAAGUGAACACGAGGAAAAUUGACUCAAUGUGUAUUAUGUAUAUAUUAUUUUGCCCUCCAACUGUUGCUUCCACCGGUAAGCAUUAA
This is a messenger RNA of Solanum lycopersicum (tomato), 805 nucleotides long. RefSeq names its product GAGA-binding transcriptional activator (gene BBR/BPC3). Gene Ontology annotation, biological process: response to ethylene. Gene Ontology annotation, cellular component: nucleus. The record is from RefSeq and is marked validated. Gene Ontology annotation, molecular function: DNA-binding transcription factor activity; sequence-specific DNA binding. Lineage: Eukaryota; Viridiplantae; Streptophyta; Magnoliopsida; Solanales; Solanaceae.